GCUCAUCCGGGGCACCUGUGGGCUUACCUGGGGCACACCUGGGCGCCCACUUACCUGUGCCCACCUGGCCAGGGGCAGUGCCAGUGGCGGCAGCCGCCGGGGCGGGAGAUUUACCGCAAGAGCAACAUCUCCGUCUACGAGGUGGACGGGAAGGACCACAAGAUCUACUGCCAGAACCUGUGCCUGCUGGCCAAGCUCUUCCUGGACCACAAGACCCUUUACUUCGACGUGGAGCCCUUCGUGUUCUACCUGCUCACCGAGGUGGAUCGGCACGGCGCCCACAUCGUGGGCUACUUCUCCAAGGAGAAGGAGUCCCCGGACGGGAACAACGUCGCCUGCAUCCUGACGCUGCCCCCGUACCAGCGCCGGGGUUAUGGGAAGUUCCUCAUCGCCUUCAGCUAUGAGCUGUCCAAGCUGGAGAGCACCGUGGGCUCCCCUGGAGGGAUUUGGGGGGGAUCUCUGGAAUUUUUGGGAUCUUUGAGGUAUUUUUUGGGUCCCAGGGUGUUUUUGGGGUCCCUGAGG
Messenger RNA from Corapipo altera (White-ruffed manakin), 522 nucleotides. Its product is annotated as histone acetyltransferase KAT8-like. The annotation marks the transcript as partial. Gene Ontology annotation, biological process: regulation of DNA-templated transcription. The transcript has 4 exons. NCBI's taxonomy places the organism in Eukaryota, Metazoa, Chordata, Aves, Passeriformes, Pipridae. Gene Ontology annotation, molecular function: histone acetyltransferase activity. The record is from RefSeq and is a predicted model, not a curated record.